This is a messenger RNA of Dendroctonus ponderosae (mountain pine beetle), 1455 nucleotides long. RefSeq lists its product as uncharacterized. The record is from RefSeq and is a predicted model, not a curated record. The transcript has 3 exons. The coding region runs from base 129 to 776 and encodes 215 amino acids. Lineage: Eukaryota; Metazoa; Arthropoda; Insecta; Coleoptera; Curculionidae.
UGACCACAGAUUAUCAAACUAUUUGCAUUUGACUAUCAGCCGAAACGUCAUCUACUAGCAGUGCUUGGCAUUGACCAACCGACGGAUUAAUUCGAUAACCCCCUUGCGGCGUGAGGGCUGGAAAGACCAUGCUGUUUGCCCCUUUACUCUGUCUAGCCCUGCUGCCCCUGUUGAAAGGGGACUUGGGGCCCAAUAUGGGCAACGUCACAAGUGCCAAGCCUCCCACUAGUUCCCCCAGCCCAGUGAGUUUUCCCCUUAGUAGCCCUGAAGUUUUGCUAGCAACACACACUGGACGGGAGCAUAUGGUGGAGGUUCCACCAGUGCAAAAGGCGCUGGCUCAAACGAAUGUUUCAGGGAUUAGCAGUGAAGUCGUUAAGCCGGUGCGUGAGGAGAGUUUGCUGCAGGAAACUCAGCAGGACGGGCACAAGCCAGUGGUGCCCAAGAAGGGGGUAAGUUUUUCCGACCUUCGUACUAACAAUACGACGGCCAAUGGCACGGUCACCUAUAAAAAGCCUCUGAUAACAGAGGCUGACACCGACUAUAUAAGCCAGGAGGAUUCCAUAGAGAACGAAAUUGAUGUGGAGGAAAUCGAUCCCAGUCUAUUGAGCAGCAAAAGCACGCGUUCAAAGUAUAUUAUCCCCAUAGUGGUGGUCAUUUUAUCGGUGCCCCUUGUGGCUAUUUUGCUGUCACUGCUUUAUAAAAGGGGCGCCGAUUGGUGGCAGCAUCGCAACUAUAAGCGAAUGGACUUUCUCAUUGAGGGCAUUUAUCAAAACUGACCCCGAUAUCUUCCGCAGCAUGCUUGUAUUAGUCUAAGAAGCAUUUGACGAUUCUGUACAGGGUGUGAACGAAAGGGGCCACACGAGUUGCGCCUAAAAUAGUUUUUAAAGCAGUUUUUUGCUUGCCGAUCAUGAUAGAUUCGAUUGAUCAGAAAGAAUGAAUAGUCCAGCAAAAGCCCAAUAAAUUUAAGCCAGUUUUUGUUCCUUGAGUUUUUUUCGUUAAACGCCCCGUUUUCAAAGACGAAACAGACAUUUAUUCCAAUCGCCAUAUUCAUUUGAUUGCAAUGAUGCAAAUCUCCAUGUGCAUUCUAUUACAUUUCAGCAUUUUCCUCGGAAAGAUCGCGUGUAACGAAAAAACGUUAAGAGGAAAAAAACUAAAUUGAGUCGGCUUUUUAAGGGACUAUUCAUAUUUAAAAAUUUGAACAUAUUUUACCAUUUUUUUGAACACUCUGUAUAGAAGACGGCUGAAUUUGGCCCUUUUAAGCGCAGAAACCUCAAAAAUUGUCACUUACACCAGGCUUAAUCAGUUGGUAUAAUUUGGAAGAAGCCCUGAUUAGUGAUUACUAUAAGCACCCAAGUGCCUUAUAAUGCAAUACAUUGUUGUGAUACUUUUUAUUGUUAUACAAACUGUAUUUUUAUAAAGAUGUAUAGAUGUAUAAAUAAAUGUUGUACGCGACAG